This is a messenger RNA of Serendipita indica DSM 11827, 231 nucleotides long. Lineage: Eukaryota; Fungi; Basidiomycota; Agaricomycetes; Sebacinales; Serendipitaceae. The record is from the annotation of a GenBank genome assembly.
AUGGGCGGUGGAAACGGUGCCAAAGCUGCGCAGAAACGCGAACGCAACGCUGCCAAAGCUGGCAAGACGGCCAAUUCGACCCUCAAAUCAAACGAAGCACAGAAGAACAUCAUUUGCCAGACUUGUCGUCAAGCUUUCUUCGUGACAACCCGUGCACCCGCACUCGAAGAGCACUCGCAGAAUAAACAUAGCAAGACCAUCGCAGAGUGCUUCCCGGACUUCAAAGCGUGA